AUUUUACCAUUGCCUUCACUCUAUCCACAGGUGCAGUUUUCUUUCUCACGAAUCGAAUAUGCUGUAUUUGAGUAGGCCUACUGUAUACUUGUCAAGCACAGCGAGUUUUUUUUAUAUUGAAAGUUUAGGUUUGUCGUAGGCUUCACUCAUGAGGGAGACACCAUGGGACGCAUCCGCCGAAACAGUAAACAUGAGUAGCUACACUUUGUUGACAUCUUGACCAUUCAGAGUUAAAUUAUAAGUCCAUGCACGUGUUCUCAUCUACAUGCAGGAAUUUCUAUUUUGAGGGAUUUUUAUCUCCUCUAAGUUCGAGAGUUCCCAUUAAUUUCUACAACAGUGCUGAUACUGUUCUGUUCUUAUAUAUUAGGCUGUUUGUUUCAGCUUUCCGUCUGAGGUAGCGUUGGAAUAAGUAGCUUAAUUCCAGACUGAAAGGUGGUUAGAUCAACGCAGGCAGUUCUUAGUUUAGUUCGAAAUGUUUUCUCCGAAUGCCUUUAGUCGUCUCGUCUCUUUGGGCCCCUAACUUACAUUUCGCUGAUGGCGUAAUCUUACCAGCUAUUCGCCUACAUAAAGGCACGGUGGGUUUUUUUGUAUUGUGAACAAUUGAAAUGCGUUAAGACCUGCGAUAAUGACAGCCUAUAUCUGAAGGAUAACAGGUUGAUAACAGGUUGACAUUUGUUCCAAUAUCUUGAGUGCAGGUUUUGCUUUGGGUGUUCUCGUGCAUUUGAUGUCAAUUUAGAGUGCAUGAACAUGUAAACAAAUAGGCCUACCUAAAAAGGGCUGCAACAGAGAAACAACAUGUUAAGUGCACAGUAAUAUUGGGGAGCGCUUAUAUUUAUCUUGUCUUCAGAGUUACAUAAUCAUGAUAAGUCCAGAAGCAUUUUUUUUUUUUGACCACCAAAAACGACUUAGCUGCUUUAGCAUGAUGACGCACCUUUUGCAUGAACCUAACCACAGUAGCCUGCCGUUCUGGUGAAAGACACCUGGGAAGGUAUUCCACAAAGUGGGUUUUUGUUAAAACUCUGAGUUUGUUCACCCAGAUGCAUUCACACCAUCCACAGCAUUAGUACAGUUGGAGGCAAUCCCACACUCUCUUGUGAUCUCGGUGUAAAGCGAUUAGAAAGUUUACGGUCUCGAACACUUGGAAAUGAAACCAGUCAUUGUAGUGCAUGGCGGUGCCUGGGCUAUUCCAGAUGAGCUGUCCAAUGCAAGCAUUGAGGGAGUGAAGGCUGCAGCCUGUGCUGGCUUUGCGGUUCUGAAAAAGGGAGUCUCGGCCCUGGACGCUGUGGAGGCAGCAGUGCGAGCUCUGGAGGAUAAUCCAGUGUUUGAUUCAGGUCACGGAGCCGUGCAGAAUACAGCUGGAGAAGUGGAGCUGGACGCCAUGAUAAUGGACGGAAGCACCCUGGCCUCUGGCGCUGUGUCCUCUGUGAGAAACAUCGCCAACCCCGUAACACUUGCCAGAGCCGUGAUGGAACAGACAGACCACAGCAUGCUGACAGACAGAGGCGCUAACUUGUUCGCUGAGAGAGUGGGCCUCCCAACAGUUCCCACCGACACUUUGGUGACCGAGGCAGAGAGGAGAGCCUGGCAGAGCCAAAAGAAUUAUGCUGCUGGGGUGAAGGAACUUUUCAACAAGCAAUGGGUCCAUGAUACAGUUGGUGCAGUGGCUUUGGAUUCCAAUGGUAAUGUUGCCUGUGCAACAUCAACUGGAGGAAUUAGACACAAAAUGGUGGGUAGGGUCGGAGAUUCUCCUAUCAUAGGAUCAGGGGGCUAUGCUGACAACCAGAGUGGUGCAGUAUCAUGCACUGGCCAUGGAGAAUCCAUUUUGAAAGUCACGUUGGCCAGACUCAUUCUCUUCCACGUUGAGCAAGGAAAGGCGGCCCCUGAGGCUGUGGAGAAAGCUCUUCAGUACAUGGGGGAGCGUGUCCAGGGCGGAGGGGGCGCCAUAGCUGUGUGUCCCUCCGGGGAAUGGGCGGCCAAGUUCACCACAGAGCGGAUGGCCUGGGCGUGUGUGGACGGCGAGGCCUUGCACUACGGUCUGAAUCCACGGGAGGACUUUAAAGAGACUCUGUGAGGGACCUCAGUACACACAUCCUAACCCUGUCAUCCUAACCCUGUUGGUGCUAGAGCUAAUAUACUGCCUCUUGGAAUGUUAACAUUUGGAGUCACUAGACUAUACUAGAGCAUGAUGGUCGCUUUGGAUAAAACCAUCUGCUUGAUGCCUGACCUUUUACUUUUUACCUCUGAAUGCAGCAUCAUGUUUUGUGAUCACGUGUUGUGCAUUGAUUAUUAGUGUAAAGUCAAAUGUAGCCUAACAUGAAUAGUUAGAUUUUUUGAUAACUAUGUUUUUCAUUCUGACUUGUCUGGAUUGAUGAUGAAUUUGGCUUCCCUCUUCCAAUGAAAAAGAUGUUCUCCAGGCAUCAGUGUAAUUAAGCAUAUGUUUUUGGGCAUAGCUUCUUCUCCUGCCGAAAAAUGUUGUAUUUUUCUUCUGUCAGGGUCAAAGCAAAGGUGAGAAUGUGGGUAUAUCUGGAGUCUAUAUUAUUUAGCUGCUUUCUGCUACAGGUUGCAUGUAGAGCAAAAUAACAAUUUGAUGUUUAACAAAGGUAUAGUUUCUUCAUGUUAGUUGUCAUUUGAUAAAUAAAACAUAAUGAGAGAAAAA
Molecule: messenger RNA, 2656 nt
Organism: Clupea harengus (Atlantic herring)
Lineage: Eukaryota; Metazoa; Chordata; Actinopteri; Clupeiformes; Clupeidae
Product: isoaspartyl peptidase/L-asparaginase
Cellular component (GO): cytoplasm
Molecular function (GO): asparaginase activity
Source: RefSeq, a predicted model, not a curated record